AUGUCGGUUGGUUUGGAUUUCCAGGAGUCUCGGUUGAGUACUACAGAACCUUUCGAAAGUGGCAAUUAUAAAAAGGCACUCCAAGAGGCAAAUAAAAUUCUCAAAAAAACACCAAAUUGCACGUCAGCCAAGGCACUUAAAGCACUUACACUUCAUAGAUCUGGAAGGAUUACUGAAGCCAAUCUGCUAGCUGAUGAACUCAUUAAGUCAUACCCCACUGAUGAGUCUACACUUAAUGUCAUCAUGUGUUAUUUCCGGAAAACUGGACAGGGCGAGAAAAUAGCUGAGUUCUUAAAACGUUCUCUAGAAAGGUCACCCAACAGAGAAGAUUUGCUGGUCUGUUUAUUCCUUCAUCAUGUCCAGGAAAGGAACUUUUCUGCACAGCAAGCAACUGCUAGGCUUCUUUUACAAAACUUCCCAUCAAGUGCGUUCAACUACUGGGUUAUAAUGAGCACAAUAAUGCAAGCCGAAUCAAAUCCUAUAGUGGGACAUCGCAUGUAUUUGCCGCUUGCGGAGAAGAUGCUAAUCAGGGAAGCUGAGAACGGAAAAAUGACUAGACAUUCUGAGCUUCAGGUGCUAAUAGAAUUACUCGCUCGCCUUCAAAAGCAUGAAGAAGCUUAUAAACUUCUUGGUCGAAAAGACAUUACAGAUCGUAUAGAUACCGAGGACUACAUUUGCGAUUACUCUUCCAUGAAGCUCAGUUUGUUAGCUCAUUUGGACAUAUGGGAUGAUCUUUACGAAUUGGCGAAAUCUCUGACUCAAAUCAACCCAGACGACUGGACACCAUGGAAAAAACUAAUUGAGACGUCUUUAAAAGAUAUACAGCGUGUAGAAAAAGUUAUGUCGUUAAUCGACAUCGCCAUAACGAAUCAUCCUCAUAAUCGUGGCCCGCAACUUGCGCGUUUGGAUAUGUAUGCGAACCUGUUACAGUUGGGAAUGCAUCUUGUUUGUAAUCAUAAUCCAAUGACAUUCUUGGAGGACUACUUUAAUGCAUUCUCUCAUAAGCCCAUAUGUUCUAUGGAUUUGGCUUACCUUGUACGUAUGGUUUUACCAAAAGUGGAUGAUCAAAUCAAGUAUAUUAAUUUUGUUAUGGAGGUUGCUGAGAUUGAUAUAAACUUCACAAACAAAGAAGAUAAGACAAUUUAUCGUCAUCUGUGCGCUCACCAGAUAGCACGUGCUAAUAAUCAAGGAGCUUCUUUACAGUCAUUACUUCGUUACUACUUUGGAUAUGCCCCAGAUCGUAGUGAAGUUUUACUAAAGAAGUUAAAAAGUGUUGCUGUUAAUAAUGAAACAACUACUCUUGACCUUUAUCCAGUUGAUGGAUUUUUGCUAUUAUCUUUAUCCUCGCUUUUGGAAACAUCCUCUCCGGUUUAUGAGUGUCCAUUCUCUCUUGGAACUGGACUUCUUUCCAUUUACUGGAUCUAUGCAAUCGGAUUAGAGCACACAAAUCUUAAUCACCAUUUGCGCAUAAAAUUGUGUAAUUUAUACUCUUCAGAUUUUCUUAAUUGUCCUGAACUUAUAUUGCCCCAGCUAGACAAACUUGAAAUCAAACAGUUGCUGUUCCUCUCACUAGGGCAUUUAAUUGUAAAACCCUCUCCAUCAUUGGCCAUGUGUACAAGUAUAGUGGCUACACAGUCACAAGUUGACGAUAGUAGUUCUAUACAUAGUCUUUAUCAGAAGAUUAUAACACUUUCUAACAGUAUGGUCACGGAAGCGGAAGAGUUUUUAGUUGCUGCAUAUCGAAAACAUGCCUAUACAAAGGUUCGUGAAUUCACACAAUUUAUCAGCCAACUUCAUAAUGCUGACGUAUUUCUAACUGUCCGUGUUGAAAUGCUUCAUUGGCAGUUGAUUGUUUCAGAACAUGACUUUGAUACACUUCUUGAGCAACUGGGUCAGGCUCAAAUAAGUAUUGAUAAUGUUACAAAACAACUUCCGAUGAUUGUUGAUUGUCGGGACUUUUCAGUCACACCGAACUUUGAUCAAUAUGAACGAGUUGAAAACGUUCGAUUGUCGUUUGACCAUUUAAAAUCAUGGUUAAAUCUCCGUUGUUUAACUCUAAAUGCUGUUGUCUAUUCAACUUCGCUCGUAAUGUCAAUUGUUAAAGUUGAACAUUAUAUGAUGUCCGAAAGUCAGCAUGAAAUUGCAGAGAACGUACCACCAGAAUCUGUCAAAAGUUUAAACAGUCUGCUAUCGACAAUCAAUGAUCUCGAUUCACAUACCAAAGAACCAUCUACAAGAGGAUUAAGCGAUUUUAAAUUACUAUCAUGGAGUAUUAUGGUAAAACGUGAUCAAAUACUCAAAACAUUCCCUGAUUUGCCAGAUGUAUCAUGCGCUUCAUUAUAUUGCUAUGGACCAUACCGAAGGGUUUUAUCUAUCGGUAUUGAACUUAUAUUAGGACUUCAUAGUCUGGUUUCCGAAAAUCCUUCUGCCUUUACUAAGAAAUCCAUGGACUAUCUUCUUCAAUCCUUGUAUGAAUCCUUUUUGUCUGGAAAGUUUACUUCUGAAGAUACAGACAUACCAAAGCUUUAUCCAGCUAUAAAUACUUCUUUACUGUCUUCACCAAAAGACGUUCAUUUGCCUAACGGCAUUUCUAGUGAUAAAGAUUUUGUUCAUCCUGGUGGUGUUUUAUUAAUCCUGACAAUGUUUUAUGAAAGUAUUUCUUUGGCGACUUUACUAGUAUCAAUAAUUCAAAGUGCCUUACGUCCUAGGAGCCAUUAUCAUCAUGAAAUAAAUAAAUAUCAAAAGAGAAAAAGUAAAAAAGAUAAAGUAAUAAACACUAAUUCAAAUCAUUCUCCAAUUCUCAGUUUGUUAGACAAUUUCGGUGUUGGUUUAUACAAUACUACAACAAAAUUGGUAGCUAUUACUGAUCAAUUAGUAGAAGUUACCAGUUGUUGGUCUACUUGGUGUCAUGAUGUUUCAUGUAAAGAAUUUCAAUUGAUUGCCUCAAAUGCUUGUACACAUGUACUGCCUGAAGAUUUCUUAUUACAGUAUCCUGUACUAAAACCACCUAAUUGUGCGUUUGAAGAGCUCAGUAACGUCUACGAGAAAAGUUUUAAUCGAAUUGCAGCCGGUCUUCGUAUAAAAUCGUCUUGUCUUCAAAAUAUAACAACUGAAUUGGCCGUGUAUCAGUUUAGAACUCAUGAAAUAGUGUCUGUUCAUAACUCAAAUUCUUCACCUUAA
Schistosoma spindalis is the source of this 3180-nucleotide messenger RNA. The record is from the annotation of a GenBank genome assembly. Lineage: Eukaryota; Metazoa; Platyhelminthes; Trematoda; Strigeidida; Schistosomatidae.